This is a messenger RNA of Malus domestica (apple), 1593 nucleotides long. RefSeq lists its product as uncharacterized. The record is from RefSeq and is a predicted model, not a curated record. NCBI's taxonomy places the organism in Eukaryota, Viridiplantae, Streptophyta, Magnoliopsida, Rosales, Rosaceae. Gene Ontology annotation, biological process: meristem maintenance; meristem development.
AUGAAUGAUCCGGCUUGGGUCCAAUGGAUUGACGAAUUAGAGCCAAUUUUCAAGAAAAAAUGGAUGAACAAUGGCAUUUAUGAGUUGAUAAUGCUUUCAAAAACCACCAUUAUUCCCAAACCCGAACUGCUUGUUUCCUCUAUUCUUUUCUGGAACUCGGGCACCAACACUUUUGACUUUCGCUUGGGUCCCAUGUCUCCGACUAUUCUAGAUAUGGCUCAAGUCUUCGGGCUAAGGCCAUCGGGCAGGAUAGUAGACGUUACUCAAGACUGGGCUCUCCGCUCGAUUGCUGAAAGCUCAGGUUCAUCCGCAUCCUUCCUCUCCCUGGAAUAUAACUCUACAAAUUUCAAGAGUUAUGAGACCUCUUUCAAGGGAUUCAUCCCUUUUGGAAAAGAAAACUUUGGGGCAGAUUCUUCCCGUGCUGAUAGAGAUCAAGAGCACAUGUACUUCCUUCUGUACUGGCUCAACAAACACAUAUUCCCCAACAAAUCUAAAGGGAUGAAGGUUGAAUGGAUACCCUUGGUGGAAGCUCUUCAUAACUUCGACGAUGUGGCAACAUGUCAAUUCCUUCUCUCUCAUCUUUACCAUCUUCUUUUCGAAAUGAAUCAAGGUGAGCCAUUUGAGACUAACCUGAAUGGACCCAUAUGGAUGAUACAAACAUGGCUCCAAUGGUACUUUCCAGAGUUUCGGGCUGCCAACUUAGAGUUCCCAGAAGGUGUAGCCCCUGCUCGAAUCCUAGCCGAAGCUGCUCUUACUGAUCACUCCACCUUCACCUGUUUUUAUUUCUUCAAGGUCUGUAGGACUCGAUCAGACCUGGAAUGGGGUGCAUCAGUAUUGAGAAGAUAUCCUUGGUUCUCUGACCAAGCCUUUCAAGAUGCUCCUGGGGAAGAUGCCACUUCUUCUUAUAGGGAAAAAUUUAUUAGUUGCAUUCAAUUAAGAAAUAUGGCCUGGGGAGUUCGGGGCAAUCAGUAUGAUCGAGGGCUGGAGGUGUAUCAUCCCAAUUUUUGCAGCAGGCAAUUAGGCUUUAGGCAAGCCAUCCCUAUCCCAUUCUUUGACUCCGUUCAUUGUGGCACUUCCUUCCAUUUAGCAUCUCCCUCUGAGGCGACCUUUAGAGCUACCCGACGCAGUCUUGAAGUCAUGAGUCAGGCUGCCCGAAAGUCCAUCAUCCUCAAUUUUGAAUGUACUUCACUCUUCUCUUCUUGGUGGGAAGGCAAAUGGACCAAGAAAUAUGGAGGAGACUUGAGAGAAACUCAUGAUCGCUUGUUUAGUCAACUUUCUCUUAAAUCAUACCCUAGUUCGGGCGAACUUGAAAAUUGGAAGGAGAUGAUUCAAGAGAAGAAUCGAGUUCUUCUGAUAGCCCAAAUGGAUGUGGAAUCAGUUCCUACUGAGUCCGAGGAUGACUCGGCUGAUGCAGCAGUUCUUCAUGGAGUUGCGGCAGAGGCUGAGAGGCAAGAAGCUGGAGAAGGUGGGGAAGUUUCAGAAGAUUCAGGAGCUAAAAAAGAAGCGCCUGAAGCUACAAUCCAAGUGUUCAAGCGAAGGAAAUCAGUUGUGAUUGAGAACUCAGAUUCUGAUCCUGCAUCCCCCCAAGACUAA